GGGGACUCAUUUUCUACCUACUAUGCUUGAUGGGUUUACUGUUGGCUUUCCAAAAUCUAUUAAAGGUCGAAAUAUGGCACCGUAUGCGACCUCAUCCCGGACAAGAUCAACUUGUUCGUGCUCCAGACACCCCAAAGGAGCGGUUUGAACCAUAAUAAACAACGACAUAUUUGUGCAAUCAAUCGUCGUUUAUCCGCGUUUCGAGGAUAGACUUUUACCCAGACAACAUCAGCGACAAGCAAUCGCGCAGUUAAAAAUGAAACUAAACAGACCUGAUACCGAUGUGUCAUAGAAUGAACGAGAAACUCGAAAUAACACCAUUCUUGGAACAUCAGAUACAAUUUAAAUCAUAUACAUAAGGUAACAGAAAACGAAUUACUUUCAUUAGCUUAGACAUUCUGUUUUACGCUGAAAUUCUUUUUAUAGGUGUAACACCAUCGAAAUAAUUGCAAUUUUUCAACUAUUAUUGAACAUAAACAUUAUGGUUCAAUGCUCACUGCUAAUGUAUAACUGCUGAUGAUUUUAGCAGUCAAAACGACUUUAAACGUCAAUUAAAAAGAGUGAAAAAAGUAGAGGAAGAAGAGAAAGCAGAAGAAACGUUAGAUUUUUGUAUAAAUCAAGUGUUAUCGAAUGUAUUUUUCUGAAAAAUGAAAGGAUUCUAAAGUACUUCGUACAAACUUUUAAUCGAAAAGUUUCUUUAUUGUUUAGGAUUACUCUUAGAAAUUUGUUCUAUAUUCCUUCUCCUUGCGAUUAAAAUUAUAUUCUUACGCUGAAGUUUCUUUUACGAUUUUAGCAUGUUGCUGGAGUUGUUAUGGCUUGGUACAGUUAUUCGUGUCAUGUUGACUCGUUCACUUUGCACAAUUUGAAGUUCUGUUGUAGCUGCGUGAGAAGUGCCAGUGUACUUGGCAUCUAUAAUACUUAUCGAACGAAUAAUGACCUUUGCUUUUGUCCUUUUCUUAAUUCAAUCACUUUUCCAAAAUACCUAGUAUUAUAUAUAUAUAUUUUAUCAUUAUCCAUACAUUAUUUUAAAUUUGCUUUUAUUUUGUAUUGAUAUCUUAAUCAUGUUUUUGUCAGUAAUAAAUAUUACUUUGGCAUCUUUUUCUAAACCAUCCACUCUCUUCUAAAUAUUCUUCGUUUAUACCUCAUCAUCUAAACUCACUCGUAUCUCGUACCUACAUGAUGUAGCUUCUUCAUCAUCGUCACCGUCAUUAUACACAAUUAUCGUCAUUAUCGCUAUGCGACAUGUUGACGCUAAGAAUUCGACCAACCGGGUUCUCAGUUCCACGCCAUUAUUGAACGAAACACUUUGUAAAUUAUUGUAAAGCGAUCGAAAAACUUCAGGGAGACUCACUUAAAAAAAAUUAAAAAAAAAAAAGAAUAAGAAAACUAAUAAGUAAAAAAGAGUAUUAUCAAAAAGAGUAUUAUCAAAUAAAUCACAAAAGAAUAGAAAAUCACCAUACAUAAUGUAUGUUGAAUACAUUCUACAAUUGUUAAAAUGACAUUGUUAUUUCAUUGUGUAUAUGUGGACAUACCUUUUGGUUAUGUUUAGUAUAUGUUUAUUAUAUCGGUUUAUAUCAUGAAUGCAUAAAAUCCGCAGUCUAUUUAUGACAUAACCAGACAGUACCUAAAUCUAUUUAUUUCUUUUAAUUAAAGGUAACCAAUCCACCCGGCACGACGAUUCUGUCACGCAUUACUAUAGCCACCCUGGAACCAUUAAGACGACCUUGGUACAUGAAAGGAGGAAGCAGGAGACCUUUUCCUGCCUUAAAAUCCAAUCGCACCGGUCGACGAAUGGCACAUUUAUGGCCCGAAGAAGAUGUGUACGAUGAUCGUGUCACAAAUCAAUUGAUGUUUGUGCCCAAUGAUUAUAAUAAGACGGAGCAGCCGUUGAAAAAAAUAAUGGUUCCGCAUGGUAUGCCCGAAGCAAAAGUUGGUCCCGACAUAUUUCAUCAGCAUCGCUGCCCAGUAAAUACGUGUACGAUUGUUAGGGAAAAUCCGGACGACGCCGAUUUAAUCCUUUUUAAGGAUUAUGUAACUCAUGUCCGAAGAAAGUCUCCAAAGCAAGUAUGGAUGCUGUAUUUAUUAGAAUGUCCCUAUCACACUCAAAGUGUGAAGAACGCCGUCAUCAAUUGGACGGCAACCUAUCGUCGUGAUAGCGAUAUAGUCGCACCCUAUGAAAGGUGGCAGUAUUACGAUUCUAGUGUUACGCAAAUACCGCAGACUUUUAAUUACGCAGCCAACAAGAGUAAGAAGGUGGCGUGGUUCGUUUCCAAUUGCCAUCCUCGAAAUCAACGUAUGAAUUAUGCCAGGGAGCUAUCGAAAUACAUACAAGUGGACAUUUAUGGUACUUGCGGUACUCUACGGUGUCCGCGUUCACAGUCUCAAGCAUGCUUUGAUAUGCUUGACGAGGACUACAAAUUCUAUCUAGCAUUCGAGAACUCUAAUUGCAAGGAUUACAUCACGGAAAAGUUCUUCGUCAACGGUCUUGGACACAACGUUCUGCCGAUAGUAAUGGGCGCGCAUCCAACAGACUACGCUCGAAGCGCGCCAUAUCGUUCCUACAUUCACGUGGACGAGUUCGAGUCGCCUAAAGAGCUGGCGGAGUACCUCCACCGCUUGGAUCGCGACGAAGAACUGUACAACUCGUACUUCCGUUGGAAGGGCACCGGGGAAUUCAUCAACACGUUCUUUUGGUGCCGCGUUUGCGCGAUGCUGCACGACGAUCGACGACCGAAGUCCUACAAGGAUGUGAACGAAUGGUGGAGAGGCGACGGUAUAUGCACAGCGAGCUCGUGGCGCGAGCACGACCUGGUCCGCACGAACCUGAAAAACACUUGAAGAAACCUCGCCGCGGACUCGUUGAAACCUGUGAAAUAAUGCGACGCAUUCGAAUUUACAUACGCUAUCGUCUGAAGAAUCAUCUGGACUUCCAAAGGGCGCGGAGAGUAUUACUCGUACGAGUGGCGGAGUUCUGUUCGCUUUUCUUUCAUUUUCUAACGAAUAUGUUCAGCGGUUGGAAGAUUUCGAGGGAGCCUCGCGAGUUGACGAGAAGUCUGGGGUAGGCCGUAAACGGGAGAAAGACUGCCGAGUAUGAAUUUGUCGAAACAUAAAGCGCUAGGUGUACUCGAAUUUGUACUUUUUCGACGAACAUCGUGGAUUUUUACACGUCACUAUAGAAUUAGCUCGUUACUCUAGACGAAACAAAUAUGCGCAUGUUUUUACUAAGAUUACCGGGACCGUCGAUCCAUCGAGGACAACGAUCGCCGUAUAACCGAUUCAAUUGAUAUUUUGAUCACGGUCAAUUACCUGCGGUUAAACGUACUUCAUAGUUUUAACAGGUACGAGCCUUUUAUUUCUAAUGUUUAGGAUCGCUCGAUACGGAAUUAUUUUUCUUGGUGAAAAAUUUACGUAUGAUCGUUGAUGCCGAACUAUUUUAAUCGUUGGUUAGCGGAGACGGUUACGGACGUAGUAAACAGCGCCGGCAUAUCAGUUAACGUGAAUUUGUAUAGUGUUCCUUUAACAAUUGUACGGAUGCUCUAAACGAUUUGAAUUAGAACCUCUUACGCGUUGAGGGCCCCACCGAGAUUCGAUUUAAAAUUUUCCGAAACGUUAUUUUCGUAAAAUGUAUUAACGCGACUGACGAUUUUAAGAGCGGAAUGUUUUACAAAAUAAUUUAUAAGGGACUCACGUCGAUGUACGGUUAAUGCAAAAUUAUUAAUUAAUUAAAUUUAACGCUGUCAAGAACGAAACGAUAUCGUAAUGUAGGUAUUAAAUACGCGACGGUAUUUUGCAUUGGUGUAAAAAAGUUGGUGAAAUAAGUGCCGUAAGGAAUAUAAAACGGCGUGAAGAAAUUACAACUGCUUUUUUUAAAGCGCGUUGAAAAAUUUCGAUUUAAAUUAAAUUUCUGUAAAUGAAACACGAAUGCUGCGCAUUGAGCCGUUUUCAUUUCUCAUGGACAGGAAGCGCGAAGCAAUAAUUACAUUUUCUCUCUAAUAGGGUUCCUAAAGAUUCGUUCAAAAUUGAGAUAAUGUAAUUGAAUUUUAUUAAUAUAUUGGUUCCUACGUUCGAUAGAGAUAAUGAAAUAUUUUUGCGUUCGGUACGUGGAAGGAUAACGAAUAAUAACAUAAAAUUCGGCGGUAUACAGGUUAACGUAGUUUUAAAUGUUCCUGGAACGUCGACGAUGUAAACGCUCGUCCAGUGAUUAAAUAAAUAUUCGAUUGAUUGCGCGGCCACGUUAAUGAAUAUUUGUAAACAUUCAGAUAUACAAGUGCAAAGGAACACCAUAGUUAAACCAUGUUAAUGUUCACGUGGGCUUGAAUUUACAGCGUACUUCACUUUCGAAUUGUAAUAUUAUUUAUUUACUAUCAGUGGCGGAGAUGUGAAAUUAAUAUGUUGUAUGAAGCAGCAAAUUUCACUAUUUUAUUUAUUUUCUCAAACUGUAUCGUACGACGAUAGUUUAUCCCAUGUGAAAUGUUUCCAUCGCAUUUGAUAAUAUGGAAAAAUGACACAGACUAAUGUCAAAUAACGUGGUAUGUGCUGGUAACAUUUGUUUUAGGCACAGAAGAACAAAAAGUAUUAAUUCCAUUUGUUGUUGAUUCAUGGGGCACUAUACUCUUAGAUUUAAUUCGAUAGUGCUUGUUGAUAUUAUUUUCGCUAAAUGUUCUUGAUUUACAGUAUCAGUUCUUAUGCGGAAACGGUUUGUCACUUGUAAAAUACUAGCAAUUUUAGAUUGUGGAUAUUGAGUUUAGAAAUUUAGUGCGAUUGUAUCGUAAUUGGAAGAAAUUACACAAACGAGUAAAUUAAGAUUACUAAACUUCUAAAGUGCAAGAUUCCCUUAAUUAACGAUUUUUGUUUAAAAGUAAUAGCGCUUAUUGUUGUAAUAAAUCUAUAACCACCGCGUGACGCGCGUUGAUAUUACAUUAAGCAAUUCUUACAACUGAAAAUAACAUUGAGCUAACGAGACACCUGUAAAUCAAGAAUUUCGAGAUGCAACGUAUACAGCUUUAUUCGUCGACAGAUGCCAGUAGUUCGCAUAAGUAUUAAAAUUAAUGUACAAUGACUAGGAUAAUAAUUUUUUUAGCAUACUCUUGUACGUACUUUAGAGCGUGACUGCAAUUCUGUAAGAUGGCUUCUGAAGUCCCUAGAUUAUUCAUUAAGAGUGGAAUUGACAUAACUGUACAAUAUCUAAGGAAAAUUUUUGCUCGUAAGUGAAAAGUGUUUACUGUUUAUAUAAGAGAGUAUGGAAUUUAUUAUUUCCUUAGAUUCGAACCUACACGGAUAAGCCACGAAUAAUGUAGAUUAGCACAUAAUCACUAUAUAACAGUGACAAAUUUUCAAUUUUUUAGUGAUCUUUUUGUAAUAAUUAAUUUCUUCUCGGCUCUACUUUUAUUCAUCUACUGUUUUUAACUAUGCAAGAGGACAAAAUAACAACGUUUUAUAUUAUUAUUCGUGUAAUCCAAAAUCUAUUUUCAUUCAUGGUAUACGUAAACAAAAAUCGUGAAAUUGAUUGUUCAGUCGUACGACGACCACAAUCGCGAGAAACGGUCAUUUUUGUGUAAUUGAUAUUUCUCUUAAGUAAAUGAUAUUUCUCUUAAGUAAAUUAUUUAUGCAUCGGUGUAUGUAUAACGGAUUGUAAAUAUACAAUUGUUGUUCGUGAAAUAUGUCGUCACGUAUGUGAGAUUUUUACGAGAUCUAGUGAAAUGCAGUUUUGUCGAAGGACGACUUCGAAUCAUUCUGAACUCUAUAUACAUGGAGAGUGCUUGUUCAAUUUAUUCCUUCGAAAGUACAACUUACUUUCGACUACGUUAAUAUAAUAUAUUUGGUAUUAACUGAAGCUUCCAAGUCUAAGUCUCAGUUAAUAUCGCGGUGAAACAAAAGUUUUUUCCGAAAUUUUCUUCGUUUUUUUCCAACGAAUGUUUACACUAAAUAAAAGCAUCUAUGUUUUAUUUUAUAUGAAUCGCACCGAGACAAAUUUUAAUUGACAUGAAUACCAGAAAUACCUGUUUCAAUACAGUGAUUUUUCAAAUUUAACGAAUUAUUUAAGAUAUUAUUUGUAUAUUUGUUAUCUCAAGUAAUUAUGAAAUUGCAAUAGAGAAUAGUUAUUGCUAAUGCAAAAAAUUCGGCGCUAAGAGUAACAUAGCUCAACGCGUGUAGCUUAAAAGUACAUUUUUACAGAAGUAGUACAAAAAUUGGAGAUGGGCAAAAUUUUAUUCGAACAAUGGAUAACGGAUAAAACCAACGAACAGUGAUUUAUUCGUGACGUUUGUUCCAUUGAAUAGUUAAAUUUUCAGUUGUUCGUUAUGAAAUAUUUCAUUCUAUAAUUCGAGUUCAAAUUUUUAUUCACAUAUUUUUUAUUCGUUGACACUUCAAUCUAGAUAAGAAUUUUGCCCCUCUCUGAUAAAAAUCUUGCACACGUGAAAUGCACGCAUAAAUGUAUAAAAAUCAAUCUACGCCGAAACGAUCACUUUUGUACUCGAUGUUAAAAAUAUUUCAUGAAAUCGUUCGAACGUAAGAACUUUUGCACAUUUACUUUCUCUAUAAUCGUAUAAUAAAAAUGUUAAAUCGAGUAAAUAAAUAAAUGAAAAAUGAAAUAUAAAUUUACUAGUAAUAACUACACAUCGACAUAUGUGUUUUGUUAUUAAAAAACGAAACACAAAAGCCACUUUUGGAAAAGGCUUUGCUAGUUUGAUCAAAGUCCUUUGCAUCGUGUGCCAUAGUAAACAAUUUAUUGAUUACGUUUCGUCUCUACGUAUCGAUAUCAAAAGUGAUCUAUUUGGCGUGAAAUGAUCCACGAUCAUGUUACUUCAUGGUGGAUACUGCCACUGCUUUCAAUCGGUUCCUAUGUAAUGUCGAUCUUUCAGAGUGCGCACAAGCAAGCUAGAUUCAUAAUUAGGUAAUUAAUUGACUGAUUGAUUAUUUCUUAGAAAUUGAGCGAUUGAACUCGAAACGGGACACCAAUGGUAUCAAGUACGGCAAUCAAAGUGAUUUUUCACACGUUUCAAUCGCUUCGAAGACUAUAAACACUUAAUUUAAAGAAAAGUUUAUUAAGUCUAAUUUAAAUAUUCGGCUAUUCGAAAUUAAGGAAUAUUUUAUUUAAAACGAUAAGAAGAAAAUAUAUUUGUGAGUGAUACACGAAGGAUGUGGAGGUGAACAAUUUCUUAAGUAUAACUUUUAAGACUUUUUUUGUCAUGAAACAUUUUUUUUAGGAAAGUUUGAUUCGAUGUAAUACCUCCAAACUAUUUACAUAUAUUUGUUGUGUAUAUUGUUGUAUGUUGUUGAUAAUAUUUUCAAGGUACAGAUAGUUUAACAGUGCACUACGUUGAACGAGAAAGUCUGGUUCGAAAAAUUCUGAUUUCCAGAAAAGUUAAAAGCAGUAGCGAUCAAUUAGUCUACUAAAUUAAGUGUUUGGUCAUUAAUAUUUAUUAUCGCAAUUAUUUAUCGUAACGAUCUUCUGUUACUGUUCCUUUGCCUGUGGUAUUAAGUUAAUAAUAAUUAUAUCUUAAUUUAUUAUACAGUUGGUUAACUAAAGUCUGAUAGUUGGCUAUUAAGGUUCUAAUAAUCUUGAAACUAUAAAAAAAAAAGGUAUAAUAGAAUAAGAUACGCAAUGUAUGGCGGUAAUGAAGGACGAUAAAUAAGUUGUUUCGCGAACAAUCAGAGUUCUUAGGAUUGCGGAGUGUUUUUUGUAAGAGAUCUCCUAUUAUACAGGGUGUCACAUUACAAUCUUUCCGCGCAAUUGGCUUCCAAACUAUUGAUUAUUCAAACAUACGUCUUACAAGAUGAAACUCACUCUAUUUCGAGAGUAUAUCUUAUAGCUUCUAUCUGUAUAGAGAAGUUUCCAAAUUUAAGAACAUAAUUGGGACCACCAUUCGAAAGCUAGUCAAUAGAGAUUAAGCUGAUUAGGAUGAUUACAAUUCUUAAAUUCAGGGUCAAAAUUGGGUUUCAAAAGAUGGGGUUACAUUGAUCUCUUGUUGCAUAUGUGGUAUUUUCUAUACACAUAUUGGUGCUUAUUGUUAAUUAAAACUUUUUACUUGAUAAUUGUACUUUUAACAGUAUUUUUUAUGACUAUGGCGAUUGUAACAAUUAGGAUAAUUGAGACGAUUUAAACGAUCGUUAUAAUUGACACAGUCGUCACAAGCACGUCGAUUAAUAGACAAUUAUCAGACUAUUAUCAGACCAUUAUCAUGCAGUUGUGACGAUUGCAAUGAUUGCAGUGAUCAAUGAAAUUGAUUUACUUCCCCGAAACAGAGUAGGUUCCAUCCAUAGAUCAAGACACUCUGCAUGUGAUAAAAGCACAGUGCAUACUGUGAAAUUCGAAAAUCUAAACGAAACAGAAAGAACUUUGUGCUUGAGAAAGUGUGCGCCACGAAUCUUGACUUGCGGUUUCGAUAAAUGUAUUACUAAUUAUUGGUGCUGAUUGUAAUAGUUGGUGCUGGCGUGUGUACAUUGUAUAAAUUCGACCAGACGGUGAAAUUUGUUUACAACGGCAAGUGUUCAUUCAUAAUCAUGCGAAGUUAGCGUGUAAGCAUUGAAAUGCGCUACAGCGAGAGCGUAAAGAAGGAUAUGUACUGUUUUCUUCAUUUUAAUCUCACGUAAAGCUUUUAUUCACUGGACAACAUAAACCAAAGCAGAAUAUUAUAAAAACGAGUGACGAAGAAUCGAAGAAGUCUAAUUAGUUGUAUCAGUUGAUGAAAACAACCAAUUCCUUGAAUAUUCUUGCUAAAAAAACAUAUUGAAAUAAACGUAAUAAAAAUUUGAAGAGCUCAAGGGAACUGCAAUGAUAUUAGGUAACUAGUAAAUUUUCUGUUGCUUUGUGAAAAUAAUUUAUACGGUGAGAAGUGUUCAGUUCUUAGAAGGUAUUUCAAUUGUUAUUGUCACGUUCAUCUGUCAAGGCAUCUUUCGAUUAUGUAAUAACAAUGUUGAAACUUACAAUGUAUGUUGUGAGACUAGAUAGCGACAGAAUUUGUAAAUAGUUACUCAUAUGGUUAUAACGGAACAUUACCUGUAAAAAGAAAUUCAACCGUACAAUGUAAUGAUAUGUAAUGUCAUAUUAAUAUUUGAGAUUUGUAGAUAAAAUCGUAUUGCGUACUGCGAGAGAUGCACGUACUCUUUCGUUUUGUUCCACCAGAAAAAAACAUGCAGUAAUUUAUAUCGAUCCAUCGAAAUCAUGAUGAAUAAACAAGCAAACGUUACGUCGUUGCGUUGUGGUCUUAUUUGUACACGAUUCCUCAGGAUUUAUUAGAUGUAUGCUUAAGUUUUGUAGAUUUUUGUAUUAAUUUCUUUUAUUAAUUAAAUGGAAUCUACACUUUUCAAACAAACUAAAAACGAAGUUGUGUCAUAAAUAUGAUUUGUUAUUCAAUUGUUUAGAUGCAAUUUGACCAGUCAUAUCAAAAUAAAAAACACUUCAUGUUCAUUAAUGUAUUUAAAAUCGUUUUCCUCACCUUCUGAACAUAAUUUACAAAACUUAUGCAUACACUUAAUAAUUCUCCAAGUGUGUUGCCACUAUUUCAUUGUCAGCGUUGAAACAGAUGAAUUUAUUUAAAAAUGUUUCAAUUAAAUUCCAUUUUCGCAGUAUGUUCGUCAUCAAUUAGUUUUAUUAUAAAUUAAACCGUGAAUCUACUUUCAAACAAGGUGUAAAGAAUCGAAAGUGGUGUCAUCGUGGAUUGUUACGUGGACACUGCGCGAACGAAACGUACUCUAAAUUGAAUUACUUUUGUUAGGCAUGAAUAUUUACUAAAUGCGUUAUUUCAUUAUAAAUGCUGGUGUGUUAGUACCCGAAGAAUAUUUUGUUCGAUAUAAUUGUGGUGUUAUGCGUGCUUGUAUCGAUGUUACCCGAGUUCUUGAUUAUGGGAAUAAAAUUGAACACUAUUCUUACUUUUGA
Molecule: messenger RNA, 9877 nt
Organism: Hylaeus volcanicus
Lineage: Eukaryota; Metazoa; Arthropoda; Insecta; Hymenoptera; Colletidae
Gene: FucTA
Product: glycoprotein 3-alpha-L-fucosyltransferase A
Exons: 6
Coding region: 1732-2838 (368 amino acids)
Cellular component (GO): membrane
Molecular function (GO): alpha-(1->3)-fucosyltransferase activity
Source: RefSeq, a predicted model, not a curated record